Molecule: messenger RNA, 1234 nt
Organism: Prunus persica (peach)
Lineage: Eukaryota; Viridiplantae; Streptophyta; Magnoliopsida; Rosales; Rosaceae
Product: myb-related protein 305
Exons: 3
Coding region: 1-939 (312 amino acids)
Source: RefSeq, a predicted model, not a curated record
AUGGAGGGUAGAAGAGAAGAGGGUAUAAGGAAAGGGCCAUGGAAAGCAGAGGAAGAUGAAGUUCUGUUAAACCAUGUGAAGAAGUGUGGCCCAAGAGACUGGAGCUCCAUUCGAUCCAAAGGCCUCUUGCAGAGGACUGGCAAGUCUUGCCGUCUCCGUUGGGUCAAUAAGCUUAGACCCAACUUGAAGAAUGGGUGCAAAUUCUCACUAGAGGAGGAGAGGUUGGUGAUAGACUUACAAGCACAAUUUGGGAACAAAUGGGCAAGAAUAGCAACCUAUUUGCCUGGGAGGACUGACAAUGAUGUUAAGAAUUUUUGGAGUAGCAGGCAGAAGAGGCUGGCUAGGAUUCUGCAGGCAUCAGCACCCUCCAAGUCACACAAAAACAAAAGGGAAGGCCCUGUUUAUGAUGAGGUUCUGACUUUGGAGGGUCCAAAGUUCAGUUGUUCAUCAGAGGGAGAAUCAUCAUCACAGGCUCAAUCAUGCUCAUCACCACCUUGCUUUGGGAACUCCGAGAUUAUCAAAAUGGUGCCACUACCAGAUCUUGUUAAGCCCAAGUUACUUGCUCUUGAAGCAAACCCUGUUCAACAAGAGCUUGCCCCAACUGAGAAGAAUCCAUGGAUUGAGCCCCAACCACUAAUCCCUUUUCCGCAAAACCCACAACCCCAAACAGACCUAGAAUUCUCAUUAGAAACCCAAGAACUAUUGGCAAGAUUUGACCCCUAUUUCGACUUGUUAACGCCUCUGGUUGCUUCAGAACUUGGAAAUGGAGGAGAACAACUUCUCAUGGAGCCCCCAUUUCUCGAACCGGUAGGAAGUUGUGGAAGUGGUGAAAGGGACAAAAUUGGCAAUCCCAUAACCCCGGACUGUGUCUUCGACGACUUACCGGUAGACAUGUUUGAUCAGAUUGAACAGCUUCCAAACUCAUCAGAGCAGCAUUGAAUGGCAGUAACCUUGUAACUUCAAGUUUGCAUGUAGGAUGUGGAAACUAAACACUAACUUUGUAUUAGUUUCUUUACCUAGAAAAUGACAAGGUCUAACUGGAAUGAUAAUUUAUUGUUACUGCCAUUAUUUGUACUAGACAUUGAACUGCAUAUAAUAGCAAGUCAAGUUGCCUCUGCCAUUCUUUGUCCAACAGGCAUGAUAGUUGCUUCUUCUUAAAGAUAGGUACUAUGCUUGCAUGUUCUGUAACUCAAAACACUUAUAGAACACGAGUAAGAGAACUUUCUUUGAAGGU